Messenger RNA from Labrus mixtus (cuckoo wrasse), 2820 nucleotides. RefSeq names its product N-glycanase 1 (gene ngly1). Gene Ontology annotation, cellular component: cytoplasm; cytosol; nucleus. The record is from RefSeq and is a predicted model, not a curated record. The transcript has 13 exons. Bases 50 to 1966 code for a protein of 638 amino acids. Gene Ontology annotation, biological process: glycoprotein catabolic process; protein deglycosylation; protein quality control for misfolded or incompletely synthesized proteins. Lineage: Eukaryota; Metazoa; Chordata; Actinopteri; Labriformes; Labridae. Gene Ontology annotation, molecular function: peptide-N4-(N-acetyl-beta-glucosaminyl)asparagine amidase activity.
CACUGAAGUCACUUUGGUUUUGUUUUUAGUUUGUGCAUGAGCUUUAAGUAUGUCUGAAUCCCCAGCGGUCACAACAUUGUGUGAGAAUUCAAACGAGGAGUUUCUUGACGCCUCAAAGUUGUUACUCACAUACGCCGACAACAUUUUAAGGUAUCCGAAUGAGGAAAAGUACAAAUCGAUCCGCAUAGGCAAUCCUACUUUCUCCACCAAGCUGCUGCCCAUCAAAGGUGCUGUGGAGUGCCUCUUCGAGAUGGGAUUUGAAGAGGCUGAGACACACCUGGUGUUCCCAAAGUCUGCAUCAGUGGAUCAACUGAAGCUCAUCAGGGAAUCCAUAGCGAAGGAGAGGGAUCAGAGGCUGCAGCCUGUGCAACCCUCUGCUCAGCCUGCUGCGGCCUCUCCCUCGGCUUCGACGCCGGACAGCUCUGCCUCAGCAUUAAGCCAGCCAGUCGUAGCACCUGCAGCACAGCCAUCAUCCUUGGAGAGCAGUAUGAGCUUCUUAGUGACUCUCCAGGCAAACUUCCAGCAUGUGAUGCUGUAUGAAAACCCAGAGCUGCAGCAGAAAGCCAGGAGCCACAUCCCUCACCAACAAAUGUCCUCUAAUGCUGAACAAAGGCUGAAGGAAGCCAAGGACGCUGAUUCAGAAUGUAAACUCGGAAUAGAGGACUUUCUGGCGCUGGAGUUGCUCAGCUGGUUCAAAAAGGACUUCUUCUCCUGGGUGGACUCUCUGCCCUGCAGCCGCUGCGGAGGCCAGACGCAGAACUCCAGCUCGCUCAGUCCCACUGCAGAUGACCUCCGAUGGGGGGCCCAGCGAGUGGAGAACCACUACUGUCAGAGCUGCCAGCUCUCUACCAGAUUCCCCAGGUACAACAAUCCAGAAAAGCUGCUUGAAACCAGGAGGGGGCGCUGUGGAGAGUGGGCUAACUGUUUCACAUUGUGCUGCCGAGCCAUGGGCCUGGAGGCCAGAUACAUCUGGGACAGCACAGACCACGUGUGGACGGAGAUUUACUCGUCCUCUCAGCGUCGCUGGCUGCACUGUGACUCCUGUGAGAACGCCUGUGAUAAACCCCUGCUGUACGAGAUCGGCUGGGGGAAGAAACUGGCCUACGUUCUGGGUUUCUCUAAGGACCAGGUGGUUGAUGUGACCUGGAGGUACUCCUGCAAACAUCCAGAGAUUUUGACGAGGAGGACCAGGGUUCAGGAGGCCUGGCUGCUGCACACCAUAAACGGGCUCAAUCAAUCAAGGCAGCAGGCCCUGACUCCGGACAGGAAGAAGGUGCUUACAGAGAGGCUGCUUGUUGAGCUGGUCGAGUUUAUUUCCCCGAAGAAACCAAAAUCAGGAGAGCUCGGGGGGCGUAACUCUGGAUCUCUGGCCUGGAGGCAAGCACGCGGGGAGACCAGAGGGGCUGAUACAGCAACCACCACACAGGCUGCAGGUUUUGUGUUUACUCCCACUGAGAGAGAGAAAAGCGACAGGUUACUGCACGUGCGCUACAAUGCCUCCAAAGACCAGUACUGUCGAGUGUCCAACGACUGUGAGCUCAUUCCGAGCUGGGAGCAGUGCAUGUGGAGGAAGGAGUCUGUGUUCAGAAAGCUGGAGAACGACUGGCAGAUGGUGUACAUAGCUCGAACAGAAGGCUCCUCUCAGGGAAAAAUGAGCUGGAAGUUCGACUUUGCUCCAGCAGGACUGAAGAUAAAGUCGGUCUCCAUCAUGGCCAGUAGCCAGAACUUCCACUCUGGGGAAGUCUGCUGGCACUUGCAGGCGGGCUCGGUUACUACAGAGUUCUCAGGAGACGGGAAGAUGCAGUCGUUCCAGAGUCUCUCCGGCUCCUCAGAGUUCCUUGUUGUAGCUGGACUCAGUGGUGGAGAGGGGGAUGCGUCAUGGCAGCACGCUCAGAUCUUCAGACAAAGCCUGAAGGAGACGGAGGAGUCUUCAUUCGAAAUCCUGGUCCACUUAGAAGAUGCUUAACAAUGUGUGUUACUUAGACAAAGUGGACCCACUUAUUCUUUUUCUCUGUUUCACAAGUUCAGAACGAAAAGGUUUGGAUGAUAGUUUUGUUUGAUGACAAAUCAGUGCAAUAUUUGAACUUGUGUCUGUUCUCCAUGAUGGGUUUAGGGGAUUUUUUUAAAACAUUUUAAAUGCACAAAUAUUGUGUAUUCUGCUCUCACACAAAAAAACCCACUAACUUGUGUAGUGGAGGCAUUGGUUGGCAAGAAAGUUCUGUGCUCUAAAGAUAACACUUUUUGUUAAUGGAGGUAGUAUCUUACGCUAUACUGGCUGCUUCUCGUUUCAAAAUAGGAUCUCAGACUUAAACAAAAAGGAAAAUCUCUGUAGGGAUCCUUUCUGUGAUGUUGUCAGACACUUAAAAUAACAAUCGUAGCCUGUCUGAUGCAAACACUAGGGAUAUCUUUAAGACCAAUUUCAGUUUGAAGCUGCUGAUCAUGUACACACUAAAAGAUAUCAAAGAACAUGCAUGAGCUGAUAGCACAUGAAUGAAGACAUGUAUUUUGUAACUACCACAGAGUGCAGAUCUCUGCCUCACAUUUGUUUGUUUGUCGUUUGACCGAGGGCCAAAAUGAUUUAUGAACCAUGCAGUCUGCGGUAUGUGUAAAAAGGUUCAACCAUAAAGCCAUAGUUUUUGUAAAAAAAAAAAAUGUUUCCUACACUGUGAAUGUGUCUGUUGUUUGUGAUGCAUGGAGAAUUUCCACAUAGCACAACAGGGUUGAUGUCGGCCCAGGUUGCUCUUGUUCUCCUGCCUGUAAUAAAACUAACAUGAUUGGUGAUUGUGUUAUAAAUUCAGAAAGUUAUGCUAGUGUGGGUUU